Molecule: messenger RNA, 1548 nt
Organism: Saxophila tyrrhenica
Lineage: Eukaryota; Fungi; Ascomycota; Dothideomycetes; Mycosphaerellales; Extremaceae
Exons: 5
Coding region: 1-1548 (515 amino acids)
Biological process (GO): L-glutamate catabolic process
Cellular component (GO): cytosol
Molecular function (GO): glutamate decarboxylase activity; pyridoxal phosphate binding
Source: RefSeq, a predicted model, not a curated record
AUGGUCCACCUGGCUGCCGUUGCCAAUGAUGCCGACGCAGGCCAGGCGUUCGACGAGAAGUUCGAGGAGCUCACCAUCGGCCUCCCCGACGACAAUGACUUCACGGCGAGUGUCUACGGCAGCAAGUUCGCAGCCGUGGACAUCCCCAAGCAUAAGAUGCCGGACGAUGAGAUGCCGAGGGACAUUGCUUACCGCCUUAUCAAGGAUGACUUGACUCUUGACGGCACUCCUACUCUCAACCUCGCCUCCUUCGUGACAACCUACAUGGAAGAAGAAGCCGAAAAGCUCAUGGUCGACUCCUUCUCCAAGAACUUCAUCGACUACGAACAGUACCCCGUCAGUGCGGACAUCCAGAACCGCUGCGUCAGCAUGAUUGCCCGUCUCUUCAACAUCCCCGCCCACGACGACAAGACCAACGCCAUGGGCACCUCCACUAUCGGCUCCUCAGAAGCCAUCAUGCUGGCCACCUUGGCCAUGAAGAAGCGCUGGCAGAACAAGCGGAAGGCGGCUGGGAAACAUUACAGCAGGCCGAACAUUGUCAUGAACUCUGCUGUGCAGGUGUGCUGGGAGAAAGCGGCGAGGUACUUUGACGUUGAGGAGAAAUUCGUCUACUGUACCAAGGACAGAUACGUGAUCGACCCAGAAGAGGCGGUGAACUUGGUGGAUGAGAAUACGAUUGGUAUUUGCUCGAUCUUGGGUACGACUUACACUGGCGAGUAUGAGGACACCAAGGCCAUCAACGAUCUUCUAAUCGAGAAGAACAUUGACUGCCCGAUUCACGUGGAUGCAGCAUCCGGUGGCUUCGUCGCACCUUUCGUCAACCCGAACUUGGUAUGGGACUUCCGCCUGGAGAAGGUUGUCUCGAUCAACGUCUCUGGCCACAAGUAUGGUCUUGUCUACCCUGGUGUGGGUUGGGUGGUCUGGCGUGACCCCGAGUUCCUUCCGAAGGAGCUCAUCUUCAAUGUCAACUAUCUGGGCGCCGACCAAGCCUCCUUCACCCUCAACUUCUCCCGCGGCGCCAGCCAAGUCAUCGGCCAAUACUACCAGCUCAUACGCCUGGGCAAGAAAGGCUAUCGUAGCAUCAUGUCCAACUUGACCCGCACGGCGGACUACCUUGCCCUCUCCGUGCAGAAGAUGGGCUUCAUCCUCAUGUCCAAGACCCGUGGCCAAGGCCUUCCCCUUGUCGCCUUCCGCCUCAACCCCGAGGAUGGACACAAGUUCGACGAGUUCGCCAUCGCUCACCAGCUCCGCGAGCGCGGCUGGGUCGUGCCAGCGUAUACGAUGGCGCCGCAUAGCGAGACCAUGAAGAUGAUGCGUAUCGUGGUGCGGGAGGACUUCUCGCGGAGCAGGUGUGAUGCGCUGGUGGCGGAUCUGCAGAUGGCGGUACACGAGUUGACAAAGAUGGAUGACAAGAAGCUGGAGCAGCAUGCGGAGCACAUGAAGGGGCAUGGGUUGAAGAAUGGGCGGAGGAAGGGCAUGAAUCAGCAUUACACUGAUGAGAAGCACAGCUUGCAGGGGAAGCAUGGGAAGUCGCAUGCGGUGUGCUGA